This is a messenger RNA of Aedes aegypti (yellow fever mosquito), 937 nucleotides long. Its product is annotated as cuticle protein CP14.6. The coding region runs from base 124 to 537 and encodes 137 amino acids. The transcript has 2 exons. Gene Ontology annotation, molecular function: structural constituent of chitin-based larval cuticle. The record is from RefSeq and is a predicted model, not a curated record. NCBI's taxonomy places the organism in Eukaryota, Metazoa, Arthropoda, Insecta, Diptera, Culicidae. Gene Ontology annotation, cellular component: chitin-based extracellular matrix.
GUCAACCUGCAAACUACUAUAAAAGCGUGAAGAUGCGAGAUAAUUGAUAUCAGUCUCGAAUUUGCGUUUAUCAUAGCUUAACCUCAAGCCUAGUGCUCCGUCAGCCAAAUAGCUUCAGCCAAAAUGUUCAAACUGGUUGUCAUCUCCGCCGUGCUCGCGCUAGCCGCCGCCCAAAACCCACAAGACGCUCAAGCCCAGGUCCUUGCUCAAGAUUCCGUCGUGAACCCCGAUGGCUCCUACCAGUACCGGUACGAAACGAGCAACGGCAUCUCGGCCCAGGAAAGCGGCGUCGGCGGACAAUCGGCCCAGGGAAGCUACUCGUACACCGGCGAAGACGGCGUCCAGUACACCGUGAACUACGUCGCCGACGAGAACGGCUUCCAGCCACAGGGAGCCCAUCUGCCCGUGGACCAGCCCGCUCCGGAACACGUCCUGCGCACCCUGGAGCUGAUCCGCGCCAACCCACCACGUGAUGACCCCAACUUCAGUCUGGACGCUUUGAAUGCUGCCAUUGCCCGGCUGAGCGGAAAGAAAUAAGCUGCGGACGAACGAACGAACAGAGAUCGGACCCUGACCAAUACUCCUCCAAUACAAUACCAAUACCCCAAAUAGGAUUACAAUAUGACGUAGCGCCAUAUCUGUUGUAAAUAGUUUUACAUUGGACACCUUAACCUUUGUGUUUUUUCUUGCGUCUCGCACAACCUAAUUGUAUUUUACGAUUUUUGUUUACGUACUUACGAGUUCAGGUCAAAACUGGACCAAUUCCGUGCACAUUUUAUUGAAAAAAAUGGGCCCACCUUAAGAGAGGGAAGGAGAGCAAACAACAUCGAGAGUGCUGUAAUUUGUAUUUAGCGGUAACCUAUUUUGUACAUAUCGAAGGAACGUGUCAUCGUUAUAGUCGUGGAAUAAAAGUGAAACUGGAAAGUUUUGAUCGAAA